Sorghum bicolor (sorghum) is the source of this 2188-nucleotide messenger RNA. Its product is annotated as trinucleotide repeat-containing gene 18 protein. Lineage: Eukaryota; Viridiplantae; Streptophyta; Magnoliopsida; Poales; Poaceae. The record is from RefSeq and is a predicted model, not a curated record. Gene Ontology annotation, biological process: negative regulation of DNA-templated transcription. The transcript has a single exon. The coding region runs from base 523 to 1803 and encodes 426 amino acids.
GGCAUCCUUGUGCUAUAGAAGUGUCGCGCGUGUACCAAACAAAAUGUCACAGUCUCUUUCAAUUUCAAAAAGGGAGAGAGAAAAAAAAGAGAGAAAUGGUACAGUGGUGUCUCUUGUGCCCAAAUGGUGUCCACCAGUACUGCUAAUCACCGUCUAACGAACAGAACACACAAGUACGGGCAUUAUGCAUGAGCCACGGGCCCACCCCCAUGUUCUUCUCGCUUCCUCCUUUAAUUGCAGCCAGCCAGCCAGACUGCCACCAGAGCAAGCUCUGCUUUCUUGCUUGCGCGCGCGACCAGGCCCAGCGGCCCAGCCUCUUCUUCCUCCUCCCGUCGUCGUCUCCUCAACCACUUCAGAUCCUCUCCUUCUCCCUCUCCGAUCCGUCUGGUCUUCAAUUCCGUCGAGCUCGAGCUCGACUCCUCACUCGAGUACUCCACAGCAAUAAUUUCAAUCCAUUCCAUUCCAUCCACCACACAUCGCCUCACGCACGGAAGUAUUCCGUCGACCGCCUUGCUCCCAGAAAUGGGCAAGAAAGGCUUGGUCUCCAUCUUCUCCAGGCUCGUGGACUCCGGCGCCGCCUCCUCCAAGCCGACCGCCGCCGCCUCCCCGCCCUGGCCGUGGCCGCCCUGCGGGACCAACCCGCAGACGGCCUCCUUCCGCGCAGGCGCUGGCGCCGGCGACGACGACGAGCCCUGCUGCACGUCGACGGCAGCAGCAGCCGGUGGUGCCGGGAAAAAGCUGACGGUGAUGGCCCACGCGGCGGCGCCCGGCGAAAUGUACAAGACAGUCAACUCGGUCUACCAGCUGGACGACCCCGCCGCGGACGACUUCUUCUCCUUCUCCCUCGCCCGCGACGGCGACGAGGAGGGGGUGGCUGAGGUGCUCUACGACCUCCACGACGACGACGACGACGACGACAGCUUCUCGACCACGACGGCGUCCGAGGAGUGGUCGGAGGCCGUGAUCCGCAGCCUGGGCCGGACGUCCACCGACCGCUUCUUCUUCGACCCGCCGGGCCCGCUGCCGGCGUCCAACUCCAUCCUCGCCACGGCCGCCCCCGGCUCAGAGCCGGCGAGGAAGAAGAAGGCGCUUCCGGCGUCGACGACGGAGCAAGAGGAGAAGAUGACGGUGAAUACGCCGCCCGUCGGCCCCGAUGACGCGGACGACGACGUCGUCGUCAAGAAGCAGCCGCAGUCGCAGCUGACGACGGCGGCAGCGAAGAUGUCUCUGGCAGAGCGCAGCGUGGCGGUGGCCGUGGACUCGGGCGACCCGUACGGCGACUUCCGGGCGUCGAUGGAGGAGAUGGUGUCCGCGCACGGGCUCCGCGACUGGGCGGCGCUGGAGGAGCUCCUGGCGUGGUACCUCCGGAUCAACGGGAAGCAGCACCACCACCUCAUCGUCGGCGCCUUCGUCGACCUCCUCCUGGGCCUGUCGUCGUCGUCGUCCCCGCCCUCAAGUACUGCUGCCGAGACUAGCACCACCACCACCACCACCACCACGUCGAGCAGCAGCAGCAGCAGCAGCAGCAGUACCACCACCGGCAGCCGCUGCACCAGCACGACCGCCGCACCAUCAGCAGCAGCGGUGGUGGUGGAGCAUGAGCGUGGCGGAGGAAACCAAGCCGCCCCUUGCUCCUCCUCCUCGUCGUCGUCAUCCUCCUCAUCCUACCGCGCCGCCCCGGCCGACGUGGAGGCCGCGGCGGUGGACGAUGAGGAGGCAACUCAGGCAAGUGCUGGUGGAACUGGCAGCGACGGCGAUCGUGUUCGCGCCACUGGUAGUGCUCCACUGCGGCUUGUCGCCUGAAUGGAUGACCUUCUAAUCUCGAAUCUCGAUACCGUACCUCUUGCUGCUGACGAUGAUUAACCAAGCAAAAUUAGUUAACGACAGGGUGAUUAAUUGGACGCUGUCACUACACUCUUGAUCGGAGUACUUUUUUUUUCUAACUACUAGUGACAUGUAGUAGUGCACUAGUGGUAGUGGUGCGCGUAGCAAUAGACUAGCAGCACUAGUAUUAGGUGCGGAUCAAAGGAUCCAAUGCAAUGUAGUAACAACUAGUUGUAGGAGUAUUAAUUGUAUGUUGUGUAGGGAGAGGGUUUCAUCGAAUUUCGGCGACUUUCAUUUUUAGUAGUAGUGGUAUAAAUGCAAAUUUUUGGUGAUUUUCAUUUCUAUACUACUAGUAUAUUGGUCC